Pistacia vera is the source of this 1071-nucleotide messenger RNA. Its product is annotated as pollen-specific leucine-rich repeat extensin-like protein 1. The transcript has a single exon. The record is from RefSeq and is a predicted model, not a curated record. The coding region runs from base 1 to 1071 and encodes 356 amino acids. NCBI's taxonomy places the organism in Eukaryota, Viridiplantae, Streptophyta, Magnoliopsida, Sapindales, Anacardiaceae.
AUGGGGCUCACUCGUUUCUUCUUCACAACCUCUUUGAUUCUCUUCUCAUUGCUGAUCCUUGCUUCCGCAAAUGAUUAUGGCUAUGACGGCAACCCUGAGGGUGACGAGCCAAAGUCUCAGGAAUAUAACUAUGAGCCGAAAUCUGAAGACAAAUACAAGAUGGAGUAUAGUUAUAGUUCUAAAUCAUUCCAUAAGGAGAAGUCAAAGGCGGAGAAUGACUUCAAAGAUAAGGUGGAUCACUCCUCGAAGCCUGUGGAUAAUUAUUCUAAAGAAAAUGGUUAUGGUUACAAAUCAUAUAUCGACAAGGCUAAGGAAAAUGUCUACGGCUCCAAAUCAGAAGUUUACAAGCCCCAACACAAAGAUAACAACUAUGAACCAGAGUCUGAAGUUCAAAAGCCACAAUAUGAAGAAAAGGAUUAUGCACCGAAUUCUGAAGCUUACAAGCCACAACCUGAAGACAACAGCUAUGCACCCGAGUCUGAAGCUUACAAGCCACAGCCUGAAGACGACGCCUAUGAACCCAAGCCUGAAGCUUACAAGCCACAACCGGAAGACAAUAACUAUGCACCCAAGUCUGAAGUUUACAAGCCACAACCCGAAUACAAUAACUAUGCACCCAAGUCUGAAGCUUACGAGCAACCCGAAUACAAUAGCUAUGCACCCAAGUCUGAAGCUUACGAGCCACAAUCUAAAGAUAACAACUAUGCACUCAAGCCAAAAGCUAAAAAUAACGGCUAUGCAUCCAAACCGGAAGCUGACAAGCGACAAUCUGAAGAUAACAACUAUGAUCCCAAGCCUGAAGCUUACAAGUCACAACCCAAAGAUAACGACUAUGCACCCAAGCCUGAAGCUGAUAAGCCACAACCCAAAGAUGAUGAGUAUGCUCCCAAGCCUGAAGCUUACAAAUCACAAUCCAAAGAUAACGACUAUGCUCCCAAACCAGAAGGUAAUGGUUUUGGCCGUAAAUUGGACACUUUUAAAUCAAAACCAGUUGAAUAUCAUGAUUAUGACUCAAAAUCAGAUCAUGAUAAAUCGAAGUCUGAAGAGAAAGACAAGUCAAAUGGUUAUUAA